Messenger RNA from Closterium sp. Yama58-4, 561 nucleotides. Lineage: Eukaryota; Viridiplantae; Streptophyta; Zygnematophyceae; Desmidiales; Closteriaceae. The record is from the annotation of a GenBank genome assembly.
AUGUCAGGCACACCGCCGGCGGAACUGACAGAAGCGGGAGCAGCAGCCACUGCCUCCGCAAGCCUUCAGCUCGGAUCAGCUGAUUGGUUCGAAACCGUCGAUCUGUGUGCUUUGAACCAAUCCCAAGACCCGAGACCACCAGGAUCUAUUUGGAUUCCAUGGAUCCCACAACCUGAAGACGAUCCUGAAGAGGCGUGUCAAGGAUUUGGGAUCAACCAAGUGCCUGAUUUAGAGCCAGCAUCUCCCCAGAGGACAAGAUCUACAGCAUUUACAACGCUUUCCUCCACUCCAGAGCAUUUUCCUGUUUUCACGAACAAGAAGCUUGGUCGUUCCGCUUCUCCUUUCAAAAGUGACGCACUGAAGCGAGUGAAGCGCGAUGUCAAAAGCGAGCCACGCGCAACCAACGGUGUCUGCGACAGUUAUACGUAUUAUUCGACGCCACCAGCUCUACAAAGAAGAAGUCCCACAUGUCCAGCGGCACCUUACAAAGCACGGACACGGAGCAUCGUGAAGCUAACCCAGGCAUCGUCGAUUGACCUGAGCAUACAGCAUCGGUGGUAG